Molecule: messenger RNA, 2403 nt
Organism: Pteronotus mesoamericanus
Lineage: Eukaryota; Metazoa; Chordata; Mammalia; Chiroptera; Mormoopidae
Gene: TRIM21
Product: tripartite motif containing 21
Exons: 8
Coding region: 383-1789 (468 amino acids)
Biological process (GO): regulation of viral entry into host cell; positive regulation of autophagy; positive regulation of canonical NF-kappaB signal transduction
Cellular component (GO): nucleoplasm; cytoplasm; cytosol
Molecular function (GO): ubiquitin protein ligase activity; zinc ion binding; protein kinase binding
Source: RefSeq, a predicted model, not a curated record
CCUUGCAGGAAAUAGAAAGUGAAAUUGAAAGCUAGCUGCCAUCCCUUGAGUCCCUUGAAAAGGUCCAUUGCCGUUUUUGAAGAUUAAUGAAGAUGUGGGCAAAGCAUGUUGCACCUUCUCUGGCACAUGGAAGGCUCAUGGUCAAUGGUCACUAUUUUUAUGGAUGGAAAAAGCCUGGGCACUGAGAGUUUAAGCAGAGAUGGACAUGAUGGAAGUAACAGCCCUAUCUCUGAGCUUCCCGACAGUUGUCACUGUCUUUUUUGGGGACCCAGUUAUCCCUUCUAUUUGACUGGAUCAAUGAACAUGACUGUGAAGGAGAAGGUCUUAUUAUUCAGGUUAUCUCAAGCUCUCCACAGUGCUGCUUAAUAGGCACAUUUCCCCAAUGGCCUCAGCAAUUCCCUUGGCAAUGAUGUGGGAGGAAGCCACGUGCCCUAUAUGCCUGGAUCCCACAGUGGUGCCAGUGAGCAUUGACUGUGGCCACAGCUUCUGCCAGGAAUGCAUCACUCAAGUCGGAAAAGAUGGGGGCGGGCCCUGUCCUGUGUGCCGGAAAAAAUUCCUGCUCAAGCACAUCCGGCCCAAUCUCCAGCUAGCCAACAUGGUGGACAACCUAAAACAAAUCAGCCAAGAUGCCCAGAAGGGCACAAAGGGGGAGCUCUGUGAGGUGCAUGGAGAGAAACUUCACCUAUUCUGUGAGAGAGAUGAGAAGCCUCUUUGCUGGGUAUGUUCCCAGUCCCGGAAACACCGUGACCACCCCAUGGUCCCAAUUGAGGAGGCUGCUCAGGAGUACCAGGAGAAGCUCCAGAUGGCGUUAAAGAAACUGAGAAAAGAGCAAGAGUGUGUUGAGAAGCUGGAAGUGGAUGUUGCAAUGAAGAGAACAGCCUGGAAGAAAAAGGUUGAGACACACAAGUUGCGACUUCACGCAGAGUUCGAGCAGCAGAGAAACUUCCUGGCUGAAGAGGAACAGAGGCAACUACAGAAGCUAGAGAGGGAAGAGGGGGAAGAGCUGAAGAUCCUGGGGGAGACAGAGACCAAGCUGACCCAGCAGAGCGAGGCUCUGCAGGAGCUGAUCUCAGAGCUGGAGAGGAGAAGCCGGAGCUCAAAGCUGGAGCUGCUGCAGGAGGUGAAAAAUGUCCUGGGAAGGUGUAAGUCCUGGAACCUGGAACAGCUGAAUGUCGUCUCCCCAGACCUGAGAAGUGUGUGCCAUGUGCCAGGGCUGAAGAGGAUGCUGAGGACGUGUGGAGUACACAUCACUCUGGAUCCACAUACAGCCAAUCCAUGGCUCAUCAUUUCAGAGGAUCAGAGACAAGUGUGGUUUGGAGACACCCAGCAGAAGGUGCCUAAAAAUGAGGAGAGAUUUGAUAGUUAUCCCAUGGUCCUAGGUGCCCAGCGCUUGGACUCCGGAAAAGUUUACUGGGAGGUAGAUGUGACAGGAAAGGAGGCCUGGGACCUGGGGGUUUGUAAAGACUCUGUGCAGAGGAAGGGGCAUUUUCUGCUCAACCCCAUGAAUGGCUUCUGGACAAUUUGGCUGUGGAACAAACAAAAUUAUGAGGCUGGCACCUGCCCGCAGACUUCCCUGCAACUUUCAGUGCCUCCACGCCAAAUUGGGAUCUUCCUAGACUAUGAGGCCAACACUGUCUCCUUCUAUAAUAUCACUGACCAUGGCUCCCUCAUCUACACCUUCUCUGACUGUGCCUUUACUGGACCCCUGCGGCCUUUCUUCAAUCCUGGUUUCAAUGAUGGUGGAAGAAACGCAGCCCCUCUGACCCUCUGUCCUCUGAGCGUGGGAUGAUAGGGGUCCACUGACUUGAGGGCUCCCUCUGGCCAGACACCCCUUUUGAUGACACCCCCUCCUCAGUCACUGACCCUGCAUUCUAAACCACCUGUGUCUCUGCAGAGGUGUCAGGAUACCAACAAGCCAACUUUGACAAGGAGGUCACUGAACAUCUAUGUCAAAUGAUCUUCAAUAUCUAUAUCCCUGCCCUAGGUAGCUUAUAAUUCCCUCCAUGAAAUAAACUACUUAUAUUUUGGUCCAAAUUCAUCUGAAUCAACAAAAACAUUUCUGCCUUCUUUAUGUGACUCAAGUUUUGUUCUCUACACCCCAUCUCUAGGCCUUUGCUCAGAUCUCUAUUUUAUCAUGCAUGAUUUGCAAAAGUAUUUCCUAAAUAAAUUUCAUCUCAACCUACCCCAUUCAAUCCUUCAAUACAUAUCUGGGAUACUCUCCAACAUGCGCGCAUCUGGAUCAUAGGUGACUCCACACUACCUAUAGAAAACAGCCACAUUUAUUUAAAGAAAAACUGAAUUAUGCAUACCUUAGAUUGCCAAAUUAAAUAUCUGUCCCCUUUCCCACCAUUAUCUCCCACCCAUAUCUUGUUGAUAAUUCAAUUGAUUAAAGGGCAUAUCAAU